AUGGCGACCGUCGUCGUCAAAGAAGAGAGCUGUGGCGACGCGAGCUUCGGCGACGUGCUGAACGCGCUCUUGACGUCGCUGCCGUCGGACGCGUCCUCGGCCUUCUUCCGCUGCCUCGCGGGCUUGACGGCCGAAGAGUCCAACGACCUCGCCAAGUACGUCGUGCAGCUCAAGGAAGAGAAGAAGUUCCGCGUGAUCCAAGCCAUGGCCGACUCGACGAUCCCAGCGAAGAAGAAGUUUCUCGACAGCCUCCGCCUCAAGUUUGAGCGGCUCAAGGCGCAGGCGCCGACCGAUGGCCGGGCGCCGCUGGCACGGACCAACUCGCGCCAAUCGUCGCUGCUGCAAGUGACGUCGGAAGACAUUAGCUCGAUGCAGCACAUGCUGGAUAAUGCGCACAUUGGCGAAAGCGAGCUCCGCCUGCGCGACCUCGAAGAGUCGCUCCACAAGCCUGCCGGCGACGCGUCGUUUGGCCUCGAGCACAACAACUCACUGCUCAUGCUCACCUCCAAGCGUGAGCGCCCCAACAGCAACUGGGAGCUCCUGAAAGGCGAAGCCGCGCCGGCUCAAAAGACGUGCGUUGACGACGACGGCAGCGGCGACGGCGACGACGACGAUGACGACGACGACGACGACGACGACUACCAAGAAGACGGUAGCAGCACAACCGCAUCGACGUCGACGACGACGACGGACACGGGCAGUCUCCCGCCGGUCCCCGAGAUCAGUCCCGAGGAUGCACCGUCGACGAAGCGCUGGACCAAGGCCCAAGACAACGCGCUCAAGGAGAGCGUCCAGCUGCAUGGCGAGAAGAACUGGAAGGCGAUCGCCGAGCGCGUGCCAGGCCGCAACCACGCGCAGUGCCUCCAGCGCUGGCGCAAGGUGCUCAAGCCGGGUCUUGUCAAAGGGCACUGGUCGUUUGAAGAAGACAAGAUCCUCGAAGUCCUCGUCAAGCAGAGCUGCAACAACUGGGGCCAAAUUGCCGAUCAAAUCCCCGGUCGGACGCCCAAGCAGUGCCGGGAGCGGUGGCGCAACCAUCUCGACCCGUCCAUCAACAAGGGGCCGUACACGGCCGAGGAAGACAAGGUCAUUCUGAGCGCGCAAGCCCGGCUCGGCAACAAGUGGUCGCAGAUCUCGCAGCUGCUGCCCGGGCGCACCGAAGACUCGGUCAAGAUCCGCUGGAAGUCGCUCAAGCAAAACCCGGACCGAGCCAACCACCAUCGCCGCCUCACCGCCGGCCACGCCCUCAACAGGUGCGGGAUCGUUGCGUCGCGUGAUCAGCAGCACCACGGCAUGAUGCCGGACCAGAAGCUCGCGGCCAUGCAUCACGCGUCGCAGUACCAUCACGGCCCGACAUCGUCGAUGUUGGACGGCAUGGCGGGUCUCAGCAACGGCAACGGCAACGACUGGGGCAUGGGAGGCCAUGGCAUGCCGACGUACGGCAUGCCGCCGCCGCCGGCCCAGGGCGGCUACAUGGACCCGUACAGCUUGCCGCGGCCGCCGCCGCCGCAGCAAGGGUCGGAGGGCGCGAUGAAUAUGGGACUCCGCCACUCGUCUGGUUUUAAUCCGCAGCAAGGAAAUGCGAUGCAGUACCACCACCCGCGCGACUACACGUACACGCCGGACGAUCUCGUCAUUAAGACGCUCACGGACGAGCUCGACUUUGAUUUCGCCGAGUUUUAA
Molecule: messenger RNA, 1680 nt
Organism: Saprolegnia parasitica CBS 223.65
Lineage: Eukaryota; Oomycota; Saprolegniomycetes; Saprolegniales; Saprolegniaceae
Exons: 7
Coding region: 1-1680 (559 amino acids)
Biological process (GO): regulation of DNA-templated transcription
Cellular component (GO): nucleus
Molecular function (GO): DNA-binding transcription factor activity, RNA polymerase II-specific; RNA polymerase II cis-regulatory region sequence-specific DNA binding
Source: RefSeq, a predicted model, not a curated record